Molecule: messenger RNA, 5825 nt
Organism: Fukomys damarensis (Damara mole-rat)
Lineage: Eukaryota; Metazoa; Chordata; Mammalia; Rodentia; Bathyergidae
Product: zinc finger protein 226
Exons: 13
Biological process (GO): negative regulation of transcription by RNA polymerase II
Molecular function (GO): DNA-binding transcription repressor activity, RNA polymerase II-specific
Source: RefSeq, a predicted model, not a curated record
CCUCGUGGGAUCCUGGGAACUGUAGUUCCAAAGCGCCGCGUAGCCUGGACACUUCCGCUGUCCGAUGUUAAGCCCACGGCCUGCGCUUCUCUUAGGGAGGUGAGUGACUUGGAAACCCCUCGACCUCUUUUGACAUUUAUGGCCUACUCGUAGGAUCAGUGAGACCCGCCCUUGGUCCCUGAGGAAGAAGCCGCGGCAGACGGCGGAGGGCGGCAGUGAGGGGUAGUGAGCGGCUGUCUGGCAUCCGCUCUCCCGAGCCCCUGUCUUUGGGGCCGUUUGCGGAUUCCCGGCUCGGAGGGACCUGGAUCCGACUGCGUUUGUGGAUCUCGUCGGUUCUCCGCUGCCCAGCCUGCUUUCCUUCACCUCCCUCACGUCCUAUCGCGGCUAGCGGCGUAAAGAAACAACGGAGAGAGGAGAUUCAGACACUGGCUCUGGCACGAGAGCCGGACUCAGGGGUCACUCCUGCCCUUGGACCUCACCUGCUCAGUGGGGGCAGCAGUCGUCGACUUCAGUGCUGAGAACUUCCUGAAAUGUCAGCUGAGAAUAGGCACAGAGGUUUAGGUGGUGGAACCAAGGUCCCAGGACUGGCGCCGCAGUAGGACAACAGGACCCAGCCAUUUCCCAGAAGGGAGAGGACAGAAUGCCCAAGUUCAAGGGGACAGUGACCUUCAGGGACGUGGCCGUGGUCUUCAGCGAGGAGGAGCUGGGGCUGCUGGACUCUGCCCAGACGAAGCUGUACCGAGACGUGAUGCUGGAGAACUUCAGGAACCUGCUCUCUGUGGGAGACCAAAGUCUAAAUGAGAUGGAGAUUCUCCAAGAAGUAGGCUCAAGGUACCUGCCACAUGAAGAGCCUUUCUGCUCACAGAUCUGGCAGCAAGUUACAAGGGAGUUAACCAGAUGUCAAGAGUCUAUGGUGAAUAUUCAAGGAACUGGCUCUCAGUUGACAAAACUAGAUGAGGUACCCUAUGAAGAUGAAGAUUUCAAUAAACACUUUAAUCAGAGUUCACAUCUUCAGGUUCACCACAGAGUGCAUGGUGGUGCAAAACUUUACAAAGGGGAGCUGUGUGAGAAAGGUUCCAUUUGGGACUCUCAUCUCCAAGUGAACCAGAGAGCCCGUGUAGGAGAAAAGCCCUACAAAUGUGAAAAAUGUGAUGGCACCUUCCGUCGGUUUUCAAGUCUUCAAGCCCAUCAGAGAGUGCAUGGCAGAGUGAAACCAUACAAACCUGAUUUAUCACGCAAGGCUUUCAGUCAGAGGUUCCAGUUUCAGCACCAUCAGAGACUCCUGACAGGAGGUAACCCACACAAGUACGAGGAAUGUGGGAAGAACGCCGGAAAAAGCUCACAUCGCCAGGCUCCUCUGAUAAUCCACCCAAGAGAGACACCCUAUAAAUGUGAGGCGUGUGGGCUGGGCUUUAGUCAGAUCUCAUAUCUUCAGGUUCAUCAGAGGAUCCACAAUGGAAAGAAACCUUACAGAUGUGAAGAGUGUGGGAAGGGCUUCAGUUGGCGUUCACGACUACAGGCCCAUCAGCGAAUCCACACUGGGGAGAAACCAUACAAGUGUGAUGCCUGUGGCAAGGGCUUUAGUUACAGCUCACACCUUAACAUUCACUGCAGAAUCCACACAGGAGAGAAACCCUACAAAUGUGAGGAGUGUGGGAAAGGCUUCAGUGUAGGUUCGCACCUGCAGGCCCAUCAGAUAAGCCACACUGGAGAGAAGCCAUACAAAUGUGAGGAGUGUGGGAAGGGCUUCUGUCGGGCCUCAAAUCUUCUGGACCAUCAGAGGGGCCACACGGGAGAGAAACCGUACCAGUGUGAUGCUUGUGGGAAAGGCUUCAGCCGGAGCUCAGAUUUUAACAUUCAUUUCAGAGUCCACACAGGAGAAAAACCCUACAAAUGUGAGGAGUGUGGGAAGGGCUUCAGCCAGGCUUCAAAUCUUCUAGCCCAUCAGAGAGGCCACACAGGAGAAAAACCGUACAAAUGUGGUACAUGUGGGAAGGGCUUCAGUCGGAGUUCGGAUCUGAACGUUCACUUUAGGAUCCACACAGGAGAGAAACCCUACAAGUGUGAGAAGUGUGGCAAGGCCUUCAGUCAGUUCUCAAGUCUCCAGGUACAUCAGAGAGUCCACACCGGAGAGAAGCCGUACCAGUGUGUAGAGUGUGGGAAGGGCUUCAGUGUGGGGUCACAGCUUCAAGCCCACCAGAGGUGCCACACCGGAGAGAAACCGUAUCAGUGUGAGGAGUGUGGAAAGGGCUUCUGUCGGGCCUCAAAUUUUCUUGCUCAUCGCGGAGUUCACACAGGAGAAAAACCAUACCGAUGUGAUGUGUGUGGAAAGCGCUUCCGACAGAGAUCCUAUCUUCAGGCCCACCAGAGGGUCCACACUGGGGAGAAACCCUACAAAUGUGAGGAAUGUGGGAAGGUCUUUAGCUGGAGCUCAUACCUGCAGGCGCAUCAGCGGGUCCACACUGGAGAGAAACCCUACAAAUGUGAGGAGUGUGGGAAGGGCUUCAGUUGGAGCUCAAGUCUUAUAAUUCAUCAGCGAAUCCAUGCUGAUGAUGAAAGUGACAAAGACUUCCUUUCAGAGCAUUUGUACAGGAAAUAAACUAUAAAAUACUGUGUUUACGAGGAGGAGCUGGGGCUGCUGGACUCUGUCCAGAGGAAGCUGUACCGAGACGUGAUGCUGGAGAACUUCAGGAACCUGCUCUCCGUGGCCGACCUCAGCUUGUCAGCGGAACUGGCUCACAGUGCCAGAUGGCAGAACGGAGGCAGACACGUUAAUAGCUUCUCCUGGGUCACACUGCUAGGCUCUGUGCUUUCCCAGAAGAAAGACAUCAACAUGAGCACUCUGAAGGAAGCAGUGACCUUCAAGGACGUGGCUGUGGCUUUCACUGAGGAGGAGCUGGGGCUGCUGGAUUCUGCCCAGAGGAAGCUGUACCGAGAUGUGAUGGCGGAAAAUUUCAGGAACCUGCUCUCUGUGGAGCAUCAACUCUUCAAAAGAGGCAGGUCACACGUAGAAAGAAAAGAGAAGCUUUGGAUGAUGAAGGCAGAAAUGCAAAGAGAGAAAAGUUUAGGGAAUAAACAAAGAGAGUUAAGGGCUGUUCAAGACAGAGGAUCCCACGAAGAGUUUUCCUGCUGGCAAAUCUGGCAACAAAUUACAAGUGACUUCAGCAUGUUUCACAACUCCAUGAUAAAUAAUAUUCAAUUCCACAAACAAGACGAUGCCAUCUGCCAUGUUGGGGUAGGACUACGUAUUCAAAUCUCUAAAGAUGAAAACUGUCUAGAAAAUGAUGAAACAGAUGUUCUCAAUAAUACUGGAGAUCCAGAAUUUCCAACUUUCACAAUCCAGGAUUCACGGAGGAAAACUUUGACCGAAUCACAGAAUUAUCAGAAUAGAUGUCAGCAAAUUUCCACGAAACAUAAACUGUAUCAGUAUAAACAAGGUGUUGACCACAUCAGCUGGAUUUCACAUCACCAUGAGGAUUAUAGAGAACACAAAAGUGAAAAAUCUUAUAGCUCCAAUGAUUAUGGGAAAGAUAACAUACAGAUUUCAACAUUUUAUCAAUGUAGGAUGCUUCACCCAGGACAGAAACCUCCCCAGUGUAAGGACUGUGAAAAAGCCUUCAUUGAUCUCUCCAGCUUUGAUGCCCAGCAGCAGUUAAACUCUGGAGAGAAGUCUCAGACAUGUACUGAGUGUAGAAAAGGCCUCCAGGAUAACUCAGUUCUUUGUGUUCAUCAGAGAGCUGACCUGGAAAAACCACAUGAGUGUGAUAAAAAAUUGAGCUCAUAUCUACAGACCCAUCAGAGAGUUCACACAGCAGUGAGACCAUACAAGUGUGAGCAGUGUGGAAAGAAUUUCAGUCAUAGAUCAGCCCUUGGCGUUCAUUGUAAAGUCCACACAGGAGAGAAGCCUUAUAACUGUGAGGAGUGCGGAAGGGCCUUUAGUCAGGCCUUUCAUCUUCAGUCCCAUCAGAGAGUCCACACAGGAGAGAAACCAUACAAAUGUGAGGAAUGUGGGAAGGGUUUUAUUUGUAGCUCAAAUCUUCACAUUCAUCAGAGGGUCCACACAGGAGAAAAACCCUAUAAAUGUGAGGAAUGUGGUAAAGGCUUUAGUCGACCGUCAAGUCUUCAAGCCCAUCAGGGAGCCCACACUGGAGAGAAAUCAUACAUAUGUACUGUGUGUGGUAAAGGCUUUACUCUGAGUUCAAAUCUUCAAGCCCAUGUGAGAGUCCACACUGGAGAGAAACCGUACACAUGUGAGGAGUGUGGGAAGAGCUUCAGGAGGAACUCCCAUUAUCAAGUUCAUCUAGUGGUCCACACAGGAGAGAAGCCCUAUAAAUGUGGGGUAUGUGGGAAGGGGUUUAGUCAGAGUUCUUACCUUCAAAUCCAUCAGAAGGCUCACAGUGUGGAAAAACCAUUUAAGUGUGAAGAGUGCGGGCAGGGCUUCAAUCAGAGCUCACGACUUCAGCUUCACCAACUAGUUCACACUGGAGAGAAACCGUACAAGUGUGAAGACUGUGCAAAGGGAUUCAGCCGGAGAGCAGAUCUUAAAAUCCAUUGCAGAAUUCACACAGGAGAAAAACCGUAUAAUUGUGAGGAGUGUGGGAAGGGCUUCAGGCAGGCCUCAAAUCUUUUGGCCCAUCAGAGAGUCCACAGUGGAGAAAGGCCAUUCAAAUGUGAGGAGUGUGGGAAAAGCUUUGGUCGGAGCUCGCACCUCCAAGCCCAUCAAAAAGUCCACACUGGCGAAAAGCCAUACAAAUGUGAGGAGUGUGGGAAGGGCUUCAAAUGGAGCUUGAAUCUUGACAUGCAUCAGAGGGUCCACACUGGAGAAAAACCAUACAAGUGUGGGGAAUGUGGUAAGUACUUUAGUCAAGCUUCAAGUCUCCAGCUUCACCAGAGUGUGCACACUGGAGAGAAACCAUACAAAUGUGACGUGUGUGGUAAAGUCUUCAGUCGGUCCUCACAACUGCAGUCUCAUCAGAGAGUUCACACGGGGGAGAAGCCUUACACUUGUGAGAUAUGUAGUAAGACCUUCAGUUGGCGAUCAAAUCUUACAAUUCAUCGCAGAACUCAUGUAGGUGAUAAGUCUUAUAAAAGUUAGGAUGGUAAGAAUAGAGAAUCCACACAAAAGAGUUCUAUAAAAUGAUAUUUUUGAAGACUUGACGUGUCGUGAAUUUUUAUACUCACCUCAGAAGAAAACUUACUUGUUUUAGCUAUAGCAAUUCCUGCUAUGAUCGUUCAGGACAUACAACAGAGAAAACUCUUAAAAUUGUAUUAGAAAGAAUGUUGCCCUUUCUCAAAUGUUACUUGGGCCUUGAAAGCACGGUUUCAGGUCUGGAAAAGUGUCACAUCAAAGUUAGCGUUCGCUAGGACUUUUAACUCCAUAAAGGCAAAAAUUGCUGCGUCUGCAUACUCUGCAUUGUCAGGUAGUUCAAAGGUGCCCAGUAUUUGUAAAAUUAGUGAGGAAGUAGGGUAUUUGAAAAUCGUUUUGAGAUUACCCCCAGAAUACUGUGAAUUCGUGUUUAGAAUAGAAAACUUGAAAGUAAUGAAAUUAACUCAGGGAGCUAAGGUGAAACAAAACCGCGCCAUAUUGCAAUCUGUAAUAUGAAUUUGGCAUUGCCCUGUUAUGACUAGCCCUGUACUCCUCAGUCUUAUCAAGUUGACCCAUCUUAUUGAACUUUAGCGUUCUGUUGAUUUUAUACAGUAUGGAUUUAUUUCUCUUGAGAUAACAGAAAAAAUGAAUUUCAUUAAUCUUGUAAUAACGUGGCCACUGCACCUCACUGGGUGUGGUGACUCACCCCUGUAGUCCCAGCACUGAGGUAGUUGAGGCA